Molecule: messenger RNA, 3002 nt
Organism: Lytechinus variegatus (green sea urchin)
Lineage: Eukaryota; Metazoa; Echinodermata; Echinoidea; Temnopleuroida; Toxopneustidae
Exons: 13
Coding region: 327-1802 (491 amino acids)
Source: RefSeq, a predicted model, not a curated record
CGGCGACCGGUCCGGAAACUGGCCACUCGUCAGUCAACUCAAGAUUCGCUCAUACCGUACCGGUACAUCUUUCAAUAUAUUACUGGAAUUCUCCGAUUGAUUUUAUCGCCCGCAUUAUCAUAGAGAGGAAACCACGAUAUUGUACCAAUUCUAGUAUGAUUACUAUAAAUUUUUCAUUUGAGCUGGAUGCAAUUUUCACUCUCAAGAUGAAGAUAUAUUCUGCAUGAGUGAGCCUAACAGAGUAAAAGCCUGUCUAUCUUGAGGACACAACACACACAACACCCAAACCAGCUAAUACCUCCCAGACAGUCCCUGCGGCAGCAGCGAUGGGGGGAGGUACCAGCAAGAACAAGACCCAGGAUGAUCAAGCAGGACUGAACCUAAGCAAGGAUGAGAGACGCUUCCUACAGAGAUGUCUUUACAGCCUCCCGUUCCCUCCAGGAACCAUCAACGCUGAGAUGGUAGCUGCUGCUGCUAGAAUGGUGGAGAGAUUAGAGUAUCAUGAUCCUAUCAAUAUCUUGACAAAAGGUGGUCGAGCCAAGGGUAUCUACAUCCUGGUCAAAGGUCAAGUCAAGGUCCUAUCAGUCAGCAAUGAACCUGUAGCCAUUCUCUCUCCUGGUGAGUUCUUUGGAGAGAUCUCGACCCUCUUCUAUGUUCCUGUCACUGCGACUGCUCAAUCAUCAGCUCAAGCUCAGUUCCUCUUACUGAAAGAAGAGAACCUUCGGAAGGCAACCGGUGAGGUGGUAUCAACAGACCUGAUGGACUACUACGUCAGACAACGUUACUUUGAUACCAGCGGAAAGCUAGACCAGGCACAACUCAUGAACAGGAUCUGUCUAACCACGCUGGAAAGGAUACCACUCUUUAGCAAAUGGAAGGGUGAUGCAUGUUCAUCACUAGUCAAACAAUGCAAGGAUGAUAUUGGUAUACAGUAUCCAGUCUUACUCAUCCCAGAUAUGACAAUGAUGGUCAUGGAGGAAGAUAAAUCAGAAGAGAUUGUCAUCGUCACAAGAGGAAAAGUGGAGGUCAGAAGAGAAAAAGAAUCCAUCACAGUCAUUGAUGUUGAAAGGUGGCCAUUUUGGAUUGGAGAAGAAGGUCUCUUCGCCAAUAUUGACAACACAUGCUCUGUCCGUGCUGUAGGACCUUGCCAAGCCAUCAGGAUUAAGAAAUCUACUAUUCAAAAUAUCACUAAUAAAUUCAAGGUCGAAGCAGGACAUGACUUUGAGAAGCGAGCCAAGGUUUGGGAAACAAGAACAAACCAACACAAUCGGUUAUCUGACAGAAUGAAAGCUGAAAUACUCCUACCUGUGCUCAUCAAUACCUUAUCAAGAUCAGAGAUGUUUUCAAGGGCUUCACUGGUUUUUGUCUAUAAUCUGGCCAUGUUUUUCAGCGCUGAAGCAUAUGAUGAUAAAGCUGUUAUCAUUAAUGGUUCUGGGAACCCAGCCAAGAUGAAGAAGGCUCUCCAAGCCAAGAAAGCUGAGCAGAUAAACAAACAGAAUCAGAAGAAUGCCAUCCAAGGAUCAUCAGCAUAUAAAUCUAUUCAGGGAACCACUGCUUCAAAUUUCAUCUCAGAGAAUGAUGUGUUCCUGAUGCCACUAAAAGGAGAAAUGUUUAUUCCUGGUGUGGACAAUUUCACCUUUGAGGAAAAGAGUAUUAUUUAUCUUCCUGAAGCACAACUCAAAGAAAUCAAACUCACUGCACAAGGAGAUACGCUAGUUCUUACCAUAGAGGGCAGCAGACUACUCAGCUUAUGCAACUCAUAUCCUGACAUACAGGUCAACAUACCCAGGCCUGUUUUAUGAUUAUAGACUUCUCUUUUUAUAAUUUGAAUCAGCGAAAUAUAUUCAUUGAUAAUAAUAGCUGGAUUUAUAAAGCACUUUCUGCCUGAGGAUACAAAGUGCUGCAAUUAUAACCCCAGCUUGAGCUCGAGCUACCAUUUUUUUUUCGACGACACUCGGAACAUUCAAAGAAUUGAUCCUGCCAGGUUCCCAUAUACACAUAUAAUUUUGUAAAUUGUACAUGUGCUUGUAUAGUGUAUGCUCAAGUUGUGACAAAGUCAUAUUUUUAUACAUUUUCUAUUAGUGUUUUCUAAUUUUUAUACAACUAUUAUUCCUCAUGCAAAAGGUCAAGUUUUAUUUAAUACAUUUUAAUAUGAAAUAUUUAAAUGGAAAAGAAAGGUGUGCUAUGAAAGUCUUACAGUGUUACUAAUUUCCGUUGUCUUCAUUGUAAGAUCUUAAGACAAAUCUCCAAUUAAAUAACGGAAUUAUCCCAUAAUCAUAAACUACAAAACUUAUUUCAUAUAUAUAUGUUGCUUCCUUUACAUUGAUUCUGAAAUAUAGUUCAAAUAUAUGAUUUCAAUGAAAUGUAUAAAAUACGAGUGUGUAUUCAUAAACUGAUAUUCUUUACCUGUGUAAUAAACAUAUUUAUCUAAUAACUCAUAUUUUCAAGUAAUUUUUCUUCUCUGGUAAUAAUAUCUUGAUUAUCAUUAUCUAUAUGAGGUAAAGAAUGUAUCAAUCUAUUUUCAUAGUUUUUAAUAAAUUUCUAGUACUGUCUUUCCUCCCAUAUAUAUAUACAUAUAUAUAUUUAUAUAUAUAUAUAUAUAUAUAUAUUUUUUUUUUUGGGGGGGGGGGUGCAAAACCAAAGAGAAAUGACCAUGACUGAAUAUAGAAGAAUGUCUCAUUCGUAUGAUUUAUUAACUCUAUAUUCUCAUUGGGGAUUCGUUUUCUUUUGAGUUUUUGACUCAAGAAUGAGAAGUGGACAUGCUGAAUGAUUGAUGUCCUUGAAGAAUGUCUUCAGAUAAGCACAUGUACAUGGAUGCUUUUUAUACGUCACAAACUCACAUUAUCAAAACAAAAAUAAGAUUCAUGAAUUAGGGCAGAGUCAUUUUUUUCAUGCAUUUUAAUAAGAAAUGAGAAAGAAUUAAUAAGGGUGUGGUUUUGGUGCCUUCAACCAUACUAGGUAGUAUAAUGGGCUUUUGGGGGAUGAUAAGAAUUUUUAUUUUU